CUCCUUUAUCGAACCGCUCGGGGAUCAAACACUCACAAACUCACAGCCGCGGAGAGUCGCGUCACCGUCAUGGUUUACUCACCCACCCACGCGUAUGUGCACUCAUUGUCAGGCACUCGACAGUCAUGAGUGCGUUUGUGAUCUGUCAGCGAUACGACACGCACCAGAAAAGUUGCCCCUCUACAUAAUGUCCUCGGCGCAUCACAGGACGAUCAGCAGCACGAUCAGCGUCACAGAAAGGAUCUGCAGACACGUGCGCACGGCCACACAGACAGGUGUGUCGGCGAUUUCCCUCUGGGCGUGUGGUCAGGCUGACCAGAAUGAGGGCGUAUAGGCACGUAUAUGACGACCGCUGCAGCACGCGAACUGCACACACACACACACACACGUCCAUCAAGUGCUGCACACUGCCACCGUUUCACUGCCCACCUAGCAACGUCUGGUUCUGCUUGAGUUGAUGCCUUGUGCGCUCGGCCUGGUGGCGGAUGACACACACACACACACACACACACAUAGAUCACGGUGCGUCUGAGAGAGGGCGUGUUGAUGCGUACAUCAGCAUCGAUAUCGCCGAUUAGUCUGACAUGCAGGUUGAUCUCCUGGUUGAUGUUUCCCCCUAUGCUCUUCAGGUUAUGUACACUCCCCUCUAAAAACUCAAGCGCUGCGUCCUGCUCUGCACACACACACCACACUGCGUCUGUUAUGUGGCGUGGUGUUGUGUUGUGUUGUGUGCGUACCGUGUAUGGAUUUCUCCUGUAGCAUCAUGAUGUCCUGGUCUGACAUGUUGUGGAGCUCAUCCUCAGUGUGCCGCAAGCGUGUGGAGGCGGAUGUGGCGGUCGACCCGUGACUCAGAGGCUCGGUCAACCCACUCCUGCAGCGAUGCAAUGCACGUGAGCAGCCUUAGGCACGUGUGUGGACAGAUGGAUAGAUGGAUGGAUGUGUGGGUGAGUGGUCACCUGAAUCCCUCCCUGAAUGUUUCCUCCAGCUGCUCCCGUUCCUGCUGCAGCUUCGCCACCUUGUCACGCCGACGAGUCAGCUCCUUGGUUGUGCUAAUCACACACGCACACAGACACGCACCCAAGAGGGUGAGAAGGGACAGUCAGCGACGCAGACCUCUCACAUGUUGUAUGCGGGCGGGUUGGCUGCGGAUGUCGACACGGCCUGCUCGAGGUGAGAGAUCUCUUGGGCCAGCUGAGCUAUUUGCCCUCGGACGAUGGCUGUAUGCUGCACGAUGAAUCAAAACACACAAACACGCACGUUGCCGAGGUGAAUGAACACUGAUGUUUGUGAUAUAGGUACCAUCUACAGUACACCAUCCUCACCUUGCCGCGGCCGCUGCUUCCCGAUGCCGCAUUGUCCCGUUUCUUGAUCUCCAGAGCGAUGUCGCGGGUGAGAGCUUUCGCCCGGUUGAAGUCUUGAAGCCAAUAGUCAUUCAUCUCAGCAGCCAACUGUAAGCCAACAC
Messenger RNA from Vitrella brassicaformis, 1462 nucleotides. NCBI's taxonomy places the organism in Eukaryota, Vitrellaceae. The record is from the annotation of a GenBank genome assembly.